Molecule: messenger RNA, 609 nt
Organism: Balearica regulorum gibbericeps (East African grey crowned-crane)
Lineage: Eukaryota; Metazoa; Chordata; Aves; Gruiformes; Gruidae
Source: RefSeq, a predicted model, not a curated record
AUGAGUUGCAUGCCAUGGAAGGGUGACAAGACCAAAACGGAAUCACCAGAGCCACCCCAGCUACCACCACUGCAUAUUUACCAUGAGAAGCAGCGUAGGGAGCUGUGUGCCCUCCAUGCCCUCAACAAUGUCUUCCAGGACAGCAACGCCUUCACUAGGGAAACCCUGCAGGAGAUUUUUCAGAGGCUGUCUCCCAACACCAUGGUGACGCCCCACAAGAAGAGCAUGUUGGGAAAUGGAAACUAUGAUGUGAACGUGAUCAUGGCAGCACUUCAGACCAAAGGCUAUGAGGCGGUUUGGUGGGACAAGCGCAGGGAUGUUAACGUCAUUGCCCUGUCUAACGUGAUGGGCUUCAUCAUGAAUCUGCCCUCCAGCCUUUGCUGGGGCCCCUUGAAGCUCCCCCUCAAACGACAGCACUGGAUCUGCGUUCGGGAGGUGGGAGGCACCUACUACAACCUCGACUCCAAACUCAAGGUGCCCGAAUGGAUUGGAGGUGAAAGUGAGCUCAGGAAAUUUUUGAAACACCAGCUGAGAGGAAAGAACUGUGAACUCCUGCUGGUGGUGCCAGAGGAGGUGGAAGCACAUCAGAGCUGGAGAGCUGACGUGUGA